Molecule: messenger RNA, 3012 nt
Organism: Salvia hispanica
Lineage: Eukaryota; Viridiplantae; Streptophyta; Magnoliopsida; Lamiales; Lamiaceae
Product: la-related protein 1A-like
Biological process (GO): RNA processing; mRNA stabilization
Cellular component (GO): ribonucleoprotein complex; nucleus
Molecular function (GO): RNA cap binding
Source: RefSeq, a predicted model, not a curated record
ACCCUAGUCUCGUUUUCACCAUUCAACAAUCAAAACCCUUUUAUUACUUUCAUUGAGAGGAAAGCAAGCAGUCGUGGGCAUGGGCGACAAUGGGGGUAGUGAUGCCGGUGAUCGGCCAGAGAAUCAAACUGACGCCGUCUCCGGCGCUCCUCCAAGGUCGCCGUGGAAGACUUCGGCCGCCGCGUCUCCGGUGGCCGGCGCUGAUUGGCCGGCGCUAUCCGACGCGCAGCAGCGAUCGAGGUCUAGCGCUUUGAACCCCUCCAACUCGCCUCCUCCGCCGACUGAGGCCGGGAGUGAUGGCCGUGCUGAUCCUCAGACGUCUUCUGCGCCGCCGGUUACUGUUGAGCCUCAGAAGUUUCAUGGUCGUGGUAACUUUAAGUCUCCCCGAAGGCCAUACGCCACACAUCACAAUAAAAAUGGCCCAAAGCAUGGCCCAAAUAAUAUACCUCCAUUUUCUGGUCCCUCACCUUACGGUCCUUACCCUCCGCCGCCAAUGACCCCACACUUUCAUGGUAUGGUUCCAAUUUCACCAACUCCUGUCCCUGGAUCCAAUUAUCAGUUUCCAGCCAGACCUUUUCCAAGGGCUGAUGCUCAAAUGCUGAAGUCCGGUACUGAUCCAGCAAAAGCCUAUGUUCCACCAAUGAAUGGAAAUUUUCAACCUUCAUUGCAUGCAGAUUCGAGUGGCCAUGAUUCUGGUUCUGGUGGAAGAAGGCGUAUUACAAAUGAGCAACAUGGACCAAGGAAUCCAUCCUACAACAGUCAAUGGCCUGCCUCUCACAAUUUCUAUAUGCAACAAAAUGUGGGGCCAAGACCUUUGAUUAGGCCUCCAUUUUUUGGGCCUGCAGGCAUUGUUGACGGGCCAAACUAUCCAGGUCCAUCAGGACCUUUCUUCUAUCCUGCUGCCCCCCCUGGCUCUGUUAGGGUUCCUUAUCCGCCAUCUUUUGUUCCAUAUCCAUUGAGCCCUGGAGUUCCCAUAUCACCCACGCCACUGGAAGCACUGAGGACCAGCAUUGUUAAGCAAAUUGAGUAUUAUUUCAGUGAUGAGAAUCUGGGGAGUGAUGAUGUCUACUUGAUCUCCUUGAUGGACAACCAUGGCUGGGUCCCGGUAUCAAGCAUUGCAAAAUUUAACAGGGUUAAACGAAUGAGUGAAGAUAUCCCAUUUAUUAUCGAUGCAUUGAAAACUUCACAGACCAUUGAAGUGCAGGGUGAGAAGGUGAGGAGACGCAAUGAGUGGUCUAAGUGGAUUCCGAAAUCUGUGAAUGCUAACUCUACAUCCCUAGUUGGAAAUUCUGUGAAUAUUAAUGAUCAGAAUGAGAAUAAAAGAGACGGUCCUGGUGGAACAUCUGGGUUGCUUCCUCCAGCUGAAAGCUCAUUGGGAUCUCUGCCAUUGGCUUCUGAUGCUUUGGGAAGCUCCAUUAAAAGUUCUACAGAACAUUGCAAGGAUGGUGAAGAACAAAGAGUUGCUUCUGGAAAAAGUAAUUUAAGAUUAGAGCAGGGCUCUCAACCCAGCUCUAAAAACAAUACUAGUGUACUUAGCGAUGGAUCAAAUUUCCAAGAAAAUUCUGUAGGAGCUGAUUCUGUGAAGUCGGUCUUAUUAGAAAAUGGCAAAAGCAAUAAAAUGCAGGAUCUUUCGAAACCGAAAUUGAAGAACUUUGGUGAGUCAUCUGAUGAAUUUUCAAGCACAUUUAUGCUUGAUGAAGAGCUGGAAUUGGAGCAGAAAAUAACAGGACGUGACCAUCCGUCUACUGCUGGAAGGAUUGAUGAUGAAGAUGAGGAAAUCAGUAUUAAUGAUCAAGCUGUCGAGAGGCUUGUAAUUGUCACUCAAAAUAGUCAAAGGAGAGCCGGGGAAGAAUCAAAGCUCUUAUCCAGUGAGGAUGCUUCCAAGAUAAAUGAUGGCCUUUACUGUUAUGAGCAGGAACUGAGCUUAAAAAGGUCACAUCGUAGACAUAAUAAGCCAAUUGGUGAAGACAGGGAUGACAGCUCCAGAAAUUCUGCUCACGGUGCUACCACAUCCAACUCACAUAAAAAGCAAAAUAAAAGUAACUUGAAGCAACACCAGCGAUUGUUUUACGGAAAUCUUAAAGGCCAUGUAAGUGGCUGGAACUCCUUGGGAGCGUUAUCUGGAAGUCCACCUAGUGAUGCAGUUGGUUUUUUCUUUGGUUCUACACCCCCAGAUAGUUAUGGGUUAAGCCAUUCAGGAAGUAGUCCUCCGGUUGGUUCAGUACCAAAGUCAUUUCCACCAUUUCAGCAUGCAAGCCAUAAACUUCUGGAGGAAAAUGGUUUCAAACAGCAGUUGUACAACAAGUAUAAAAAACGCUGCCUCAGUGAACGAAAGAAAAUGGGCACUGGUCGCAGUGAGGAGAUGAACACAUUGUACAAGUUUUGGUGUUUAUUCUUAAGGAACAUGUUUGCCCCUUCCAUGUACAACGAGUUCCGUAAGCUGGCUCUAGAAGAUGCUGCUGCUGGUUACAAUUAUGGAACAGAAUGCCUAUUCCGGUUCUAUAGUUAUGGAUUGGAGAAGGAAUUCAAAGGGGAUCUGUAUGAUGACUUUGAGCAGCUGACACUCCAAUUUUAUGAAAAAGGGAACCUGUAUGGCCUGGAGAAGUAUUGUUCGACUUGGCAGGGCAUUUCAUCAUUUCCGGGAGGCACGGGAUGAGAAAGAGGCAGUGAAGAAACACCCUGAAUUGGAUAGGCUGCUGAGAGAGGAAUACCGUGGCAUGGAAGAUUUCAAGCGUACUAGAGCUAACAAGGCAGCCGUGAAAGAAGACAGCCAUUAGCCGGAUAUGGCUCGACUUGGCAGUUGCAGUGAAUUCAAAGCUUUUUGCAACUGACAACGUCGCAAAUUUUGGGGGAUAACUCUAACGUCUAUAGAGGUGUAUUUAUACAUUUUUGUACAUAGAAUGUUGGCGACAUUCUAGUAUCGGAUUUUUAUUUUCUUCCUAUUUUGGUUUUCUAAACUGUAUAGAAAAAAAUUAUAGAAAAAAUAGCUAAUAAAGACAUGACUUUGUACAA